AUGGGAGUGUUAGACUGCAGUCAAAUUCUAGAAGAUUAUGUUCCGACAAUUGAAAAUGUACCGUCUGAAAUCCAGUUUAUUCUUAGUGAGCUUUCUGCCAAAGAUGCCGAGUUUCAUGCAUUGAAAGACCAAAUUCAUCAUGAUGAAAGUGCGUUGCGUAAACUCAUCAAAACUGGUCCGUUGGAUUCAUACGGUGGAUCAUCAAAACCUAUUCCAACUACAGAAAGUAUACCUGCUGUCGCAGGUUCAAUUCCAAGUACUUUAGCACUUUUAGAUUCGGUUGCUGUGUCUUCAAGUCUACAGAAUGUUACUGCAACAGUGUGUAAUCCUCCUACUUCAUCCGUCACAACUACUGAUACGCAUGUUUUUGCAGUCCCAAAAACUCCCAUGCAACUUAAACAAUCUAAAGAUCAAUCACCACUAUCUCAACCCAUUGUAGAAGAAACUAAACUUUCAGAACAUACUGAAUUGGAUCUAUUACAAAAAUAUCAAAAUGAUACUCGACUGCAACUUGUUGGAAUUCCUGAUCAAUUGUUCUUGUAUGAAAACAUUCAAAAAAGUUUUGCACAAGCCAAACUCCUUGCUGAUCAGAAAAUCGAAAUGGCUCAACAGAUGCGUGAAAUGUUGAAUAGACAUGAACGACGAUUAAAUAUGGAAUUGGAGAAAUUGGAAGAAUCUGAUGCCAUGGCACUUGGCGUGGGUAAUUCUAUGCACACUGUAUCAACUCCAAUUGCCUCAUCCGUGUUGAUGACUGCUUCGGCUGCAAUCGCAUCAGCUGCAUCUUCAUACUCUAAUGUAUUGCACGCCACCACACCUACACCAACUCUUGUCCCGUCAUUGUCUUCUACUUCUAUUCGAAUCCCUGCCAAUUUUUUGAGUACUCCCGUAACGACCAACACUUUAAAUGGAGCUGUUGCUGCAAAUGAACAAGUCCAACGAAUCAAACGGGAACUUUCAUUCGGUAGUGAUCCAUUCCAACAUCAAUUAGAUCGAAAAAUAGGUACAAGCAGUCGACCUCCACUUCAUAAGCGAACUCAAAAACGUAAAAUUGAGGGUCCCAGCUUAUUUAGUACUGAUUUGGCAAGAUCAGAAACCCCUGAAAUGGAUGAACAACUCUACUGUUUUUGUCAGCAAGUCUCGUAUGGCGAGAUGAUUGCAUGCGAUAACGAGGAUUGUCCACAUGAGUGGUUUCAUCUGGAAUGCGUUGGAUUGUCUGAACCGCCUAAUGGCGUUUGGUUUUGCAAGGACUGUGUUCAGGCAAAUAAGCUUCGGAAGGUGACGCGCUAA
Batrachochytrium dendrobatidis JAM81 is the source of this 1287-nucleotide messenger RNA. RefSeq lists its product as uncharacterized. Gene Ontology annotation, cellular component: nucleus. The record is from RefSeq and is a predicted model, not a curated record. NCBI's taxonomy places the organism in Eukaryota, Fungi, Chytridiomycota, Chytridiomycetes, Rhizophydiales. The coding region runs from base 1 to 1287 and encodes 428 amino acids. Gene Ontology annotation, biological process: regulation of DNA-templated transcription. The transcript is spliced from 7 exons.